AUGUUGAAAUAUUAUCCAACUCUACUGAUAUUAGGUUUAUUAUCUUUAUUGCCCUUCACCUCUGCGUUCUUCGAAGAAUUCUUCCAACAAGGAUUUUUUCAGCAUCAACAAAACCAUCAACAAAAACAACAAGUUUCACAUGAAGAGUCAGUUUUGAAUAAUAAUGAAUGUUCCAAAUACCUAUGUCCAGAAACUAAAGCAUGUGUGGAUAAACCAAUUGAUUGUCCUUGUCCAUAUCCAGCAAGUCAAUUGAAAUGUAUUUUACCCGAUAACAAAAAUUACGUAUGUAUAUCAAAGCCUGCUGUCGAUGAUCCCAAAUUGAUGGAAUUGUAUGAUGAUCUUGAAAAGGGACCUAAGCAACAUAAUGAAGGUGUAAGAGAUUGUGGUUGGGUUAUAGACGCCUCAAAGGGAUUGGUGUAA
This is a messenger RNA of Saccharomycodes ludwigii, 420 nucleotides long. RefSeq names its product Lcl2p (gene LCL2). The transcript has a single exon. The coding region runs from base 1 to 420 and encodes 139 amino acids. NCBI's taxonomy places the organism in Eukaryota, Fungi, Ascomycota, Saccharomycetes, Saccharomycodales, Saccharomycodaceae. The record is from RefSeq and is a predicted model, not a curated record.